Lycium barbarum (goji berry) is the source of this 2289-nucleotide messenger RNA. RefSeq lists its product as uncharacterized. Bases 539 to 1711 code for a protein of 390 amino acids. The record is from RefSeq and is a predicted model, not a curated record. The transcript is spliced from 4 exons. NCBI's taxonomy places the organism in Eukaryota, Viridiplantae, Streptophyta, Magnoliopsida, Solanales, Solanaceae.
CCUUAAGUCCAUCCCUCAUCCCGUCUCGUCCCACUUAAAUUGUCUCGUUCCAUCCCAUCCCAUCCUUUUGGACAGCCAUAAUCGCAAGUGAGAAAAAUCAGAACUUUCUCUCAUUUCUUCUUGGACCAGAAAAGAAAUAGUCCCAUUUCUUAUAUUUCGUCCAAAUUGUUUAAUCCAGAAAAAUGAUUUCACAAAAAGCACAAUACUGAUACUUGUAUAAAAAGUUGGGAGCAAAUUAGAUUUCAAGAAAGUUUGUAACAACUUUUCGAAAACCCUAAUCCCUUGCACCUCCUAUAUAUAAUGAUUUUAAUCAGUCCCUCUCAUUCUCAAGGCAAGUCAACCUAAUGCAGCUGAUAUGACGAGAGCUAACAACAAUCAAGAGAACAUCAAUGACGAUGAUGAUGGAAUUUGGUUCCAGCAAGAAUCUUCUUCAUGAAUUCUUCAGAGUUGAAUCAAUCAAUCAACAAGAUUAGUAUUAGACAGGUUCACUCUUUCCCAUCGUGGCUGAUCGGCGAGGCUGCUGUAGAGUUAUUCCAGGAUGGUGAGGACUCGAGCUACGAUGGCCCGAGGGCGAGCGACAGCCAGAGGGCGCGGCAGAGCGAGAGGCCACAGGGCUGCCCCAGCCCGGGGUAGGGCUCCUGUGGUAGGACAGCGGCAAGAGAGAUCUCCAUCUUCCGAGCCUGAGUAUCAGUCGGAUAAAGGCCAGGCCGCAGGGGAUGGUGUGGCCCCAGCGCGAACACAGCCUGAGGUUACUUCUGAUCCGACUAUUCAUUACACUAUGGCCAAGAUUUUAUGUCAUCUUGAUGCCCAGCAGGAGGCAGCCGGGGUUAUGACUUCUGGCAGAGGUUCACAGACCAGAGUCAGGGCGCAGAACCCAGAGCCGGGACCUAAUAGGGCAGCACACCCCGCUGCAGCUAUGGCUCCCCGCAUUGAUGCGACACCCACUCCUGGUGAUGAUAUUAGACCCAUGGAGGGCGCUGUUAUGACCACGUCGGAUCAGGAUCUUGUUGGGCGAUUCAGGAAGUUAGAGCCGCCGAGGUUUUUGGGUACUUCUUCUGAGGAUGCUUAUGAGUUUAUUCUAGAUAUGCAUAAGUUGCUGCAUCGGAUGGGGAUCGUGGAGAACUAUGGGGUUGACUAUGUGUCCUACCAGUUUUGCGGCAACGCGAAAACUUGGUGGAGGUAUUUCGUUGCUUGCAUACCUGAGAGUUCCCCUCCCCUGACUUGGACUCAGUUUUGCCGGGCCUUUCUUGAGAAGUAUAUGCCGCAGUCUUUGAAAGAGGCAUGUAGGGAGGAGUUUUUACAUCUUGAGCAGAGGGGCAUGUCUAUGGAGGCCUAUGUGACUCGUUACCUGUAUCUGGCCCAUUAUUCCAUCCCCUUGAUCCCUACUGAGCCUGAUAGGAUUAGGCGUUUUGUUAGUGGGUUAGUCGAUCCUCUUCAGAUUCCUAGCCUUCAGAUGGAAGCCAUAGGGGCUUCCUUCCAGUCCAUCGUCGAGCAUGCUUCUUUAGUCGAGGCCGCUAAGGCCCGUGCAUUUGGAGGGGGUAGUGAGAAGAGGCAGCGACAGAUUAGGAGAUAUGGUGGUUCUAGCUCGAGGCGCGACGGUCAGUCUUCUAGGUCGUAUCAGCCUUAUACUGGCAAUCCCGUGCAGUCAGCUUUGCAGGCUUUAUCCAGUAGGCCCUCUAGGCAGGGUAUUCCGAAGAGAUCUCAUCUCUGACCUGUUGGUAGUGUGGUUCCAUCUAUGUCUGCAGUUCCUAUUCGUUAGGUUCAACCUUUGAGGAUCUAUUAUGCAUGUAGGGAGCCGGGCCACUUUGCUAGAGAGUGCACUCGACCCAGGCAGGAUAUCCAGUCUCCGAGGACUCUGGCACUAUCUGGUGGCCGCGGUAGUGUUUCAUCUAAAGGAGGUGCUCAGUCAGGCCGGGUGGUUCACAGGGUCCUCGAGGUGGAUCUCAGGCAGGGCAGUCAGGUCAAGGCAGAUUUUAUGCAUAAUCGGAUAGACCCUAAGUAGAGGCUUCAGAUGCAGUUAUCUCAGAUGCAGAGUAUUAGACAGGUUUACUCUUUUCCUUAGUGGCUGAUCGACGAGGCUGCUGUAGAGUCAUUCCAGGGUGAGUACGAUGACGGCCGCUGCCCGGAUGUUCUUUCCCUUACUUACUUGUCGUACUCUAUUUCGAGACAGUUGUAUUUUGAGACUUUUUCAUUUCCAGACUCGUAGUAUUUAGCUAUUGCUCUUGUAUGACCAGACAGAUACUGGGGUGGUUUCAUUUACUUCCGCCCUUUUCUAUAUUAUACUAUAUU